This is a messenger RNA of Penicillium soppii, 771 nucleotides long. RefSeq names its product mediator complex subunit MED7 (gene med7). Gene Ontology annotation, cellular component: mediator complex; core mediator complex. NCBI's taxonomy places the organism in Eukaryota, Fungi, Ascomycota, Eurotiomycetes, Eurotiales, Aspergillaceae. Bases 1 to 771 code for a protein of 256 amino acids. Gene Ontology annotation, biological process: regulation of transcription by RNA polymerase II. The transcript has 2 exons. Gene Ontology annotation, molecular function: transcription coregulator activity. The record is from RefSeq and is a predicted model, not a curated record.
AUGGCUGAUGAAAGUCAACAAAGAGCUGUCAACACAGCAUUUGCACCUCCACCGCCAUUAUGGAAGCACUUUACGCCUGAGAAUAUCGAGAAGGUGGAGCAGAUCAAAGCCGAAGCUUCAAAGGGUGAAGAUGGACGACCAGACAAGAAGAAGGAAUGGUCAGCGUCAGAAUUGCGCGCCCUAAAUCUUCCUUCAGAGCUGCGUUAUUUUGUACCCCCGGAUAUUCCUGAAGAACAGUACAGUGUCUUUGGCGAAUUGCAAGCUCUGUCUACUGCACUGCCAUCGUUAAAAGAACAAGGCAUCGAACAACUUUAUCCAGAACCCUCCGUAACAACAGCUGAACAAGACUCACAACCCGCGCCUCUUAACCACGCAUACUAUCUCCUCAAGAUCAGCAAGUCCCUGCUCCUCAAUUUUCUCGAGUUUGUCGGCAUUCUAUCGGUAUCACCAGAGCAGUUUGAAUCAAAAGUGGAAGACUUGCGCAACCUGUUCAUCAAUGCGCACCACCUACUCAAUCUAUACCGCCCCCACCAAGCUCGGGAAUCACUCAUUACGAUGAUGGAAGAACAGCUCAACCACAGCCGGGAGGAAAUCAAGCAAAUGGACAAGGUCAAAGCGGAGGUUGAAAAUGUUCUAGAACAACUACAAGCGGAGGGUUGCGCUGUAGGCACCAACGAGUCAGAAGAGGAUAACGACCAGGCCAGAGCCUUGAAAGCAAAGGCCGACGAGCACUCCCGGUUGAUCUGGGAUCUACUGGACAAAGAGAAUUGA